AUGACCGGCGGCAAAGAAAUCCUCCAUAAGAUGAAGGAAAAAGUUUUGGGACCAUCUGAUCCAGACUCAGGGAAAGGAAAGAGCAAGAUGUCAAAGCAUGUAACUCAUGGCUUUCACUUGGUAAAGGGAAGAUCAAAUCAUCCCAUGGAAGACUACGUGGUUGCUGAAUUCAGACAUGUUGAUGACAAUGAGUUGGGUUUAUUUGCAAUAUUUGAUGGUCACGCAGGUCACACUGUCCCUGAUUACUUGCGUUCUCAUUUGUUCGAUAAUAUCAUAAAUGAGUCUGAUUUUUGGACUGAUCCUGCGGAUAGUGUGAAGAGAGCCUAUAGCGAAACUGAUUCAACUAUUUUAGAGAAAUCAGUUGAAUUGGGCAGAGGAGGUUCAACUGCAGUUACAGCAAUACUGAUCAACUGUCAGAAGCUAGUAGUGGCUAAUAUUGGUGAUUCUCGGGCUGUCUUAAGCGAGAAUGGAGUUGCUAUACCACUGUCAGUGGAUCAUGAACCAACAACAGAAAGCGAUGCUAUUAAAAAUAGAGGUGGUUUUGUAUCUAACUUCCCAGGGGAUGUUGCACGUGUUGAUGGGCAGUUAGCAGUGUCUAGGGCAUUUGGCGACAAAAGUCUUAAGAUACACAUGACCUCAGAGCCACAUGUCACGGUGAAGAUGAUAGAUGAUGGUGGAGAGUUUGUUAUAUUAGCCAGUGAUGGGUUAUGGAAGGUCAUGUCAAAUCAAGAAGCAGUUGAUGCUAUCAAAGAUAUCAAGGAUGCUCGGUCUGCAGCAAAGCGCCUUACUGAAGAAGCGCUUAACAGGAGAAGCUCAGAUGAUAUCUCUUGCAUUGUUGUGAGGUUUCACUGA
Messenger RNA from Lathyrus sativus (Indian pea), 852 nucleotides. The record is from the annotation of a GenBank genome assembly. Lineage: Eukaryota; Viridiplantae; Streptophyta; Magnoliopsida; Fabales; Fabaceae.